Messenger RNA from Morchella importuna, 1203 nucleotides. RefSeq lists its product as uncharacterized. The coding region runs from base 1 to 1203 and encodes 400 amino acids. Lineage: Eukaryota; Fungi; Ascomycota; Pezizomycetes; Pezizales; Morchellaceae. Gene Ontology annotation, cellular component: nucleolus; catalytic step 2 spliceosome. The transcript is spliced from 7 exons. The record is from RefSeq and is a predicted model, not a curated record. Gene Ontology annotation, molecular function: mRNA binding; RNA helicase activity; ATP binding.
AUGGCCGAAGCUGGAAUCAACAGGAAGGAGGAUGCCAAACUCGAGUUCAAGACCUCUACGGAGAUCACUGUCGCGCCUACCUUCGAGUCUAUGCAACUGAAGGAGGCCCUUCUCCGUGGAAUCUAUGCAUACGGUUAUGAAUCCCCCUCCGCUGUGCAAUCGCGUGCCAUCGUCCAGAUCUGCAAAGGUCGUGACACGAUCGCGCAGGCACAAUCCGGUACCGGUAAAACCGCUACGUUCUCCAUUUCGAUCCUCCAGGUCAUCGACACCGCCGUGCUCGAGGCACAAGCACUCGUUCUUUCCCCCACCCGCGAACUCGCAACCCAGAUCCAAUCCGUCAUCAUGGCUCUGGGCGACUACAUGAACGUGCAAUGCCACGCCUGCAUCGGCGGCACCAGCAUCGGCCUAGACAUCCAAGCGCUCGAGCGCGGCCCACACGUCGUCUCCGGCACCCCCGGCCGCGUCGCCGACAUGAUCCGCCGCAAAAGCCUCCGCACGCGCCACAUCAAGAUGCUCGUCCUCGACGAGGCCGACGAGCUCCUCAACAUGGGCUUCCGCGAGCAGAUCUACGACGUCUACCGCUACCUCCCGCCCAGCACGCAGGUCGUCGUCGUGUCGGCCACCCUGCCGUACGACGUGCUCGACAUGACACGCAAAUUCAUGACGGACCCCGUGCACAUCCUUGUCAAGCGUGACGAGCUGACGCUCGACGGCCUGAAGCAGUACUUCAUUGCCGUCGACAAGGAGGACUGGAAGUUCGACACUCUGUGCGAUCUGUACGACACCCUGACCAUCACGCAGGCCGUCAUCUUCUGCAACACCAGGAAGAAGGUCGACUGGCUGGCGGACAAGAUGAGGGAGGCCAACUUCACGGUCUCGAGCAUGCACGGCGAGAUGCUGCAGAAGGAGCGCGAUAGUAUCAUGGAGGAUUUUAGGACCGGGAACAGCAGGGUGCUCAUCUCGACAGAUGUCUGGGCGAGAGGUAUCGAUGUCCAGCAGGUCUCGCUGGUCAUCAAUUACGACUUGCCGAAUAACCGUGAGAACUACAUUCACAGGAUUGGUAGAAGUGGUAGAUUUGGGCGCAAGGGUGUUGCUAUCAACUUUGUUACCAGCGAGGACGUCAGGAUCCUCCGUGAUAUCGAACUUUAUUACAGUACACAAAUCGACGAGAUGCCAAUGAAUGUCUCUGACCUCUUGUCAUAG